This is a messenger RNA of Rangifer tarandus platyrhynchus (Svalbard reindeer), 582 nucleotides long. The record is from the annotation of a GenBank genome assembly. Lineage: Eukaryota; Metazoa; Chordata; Mammalia; Artiodactyla; Cervidae.
AUGGCAACGGGCACGCAGAGGCGACACUACAGCAGGAGGAGGCGGUUCUCAGAAAGGCUGGGGACAGAGAUGCGGAACCAGACACAUCGACGAUUUAAAAGCGCAUGCACACGCCGCCAUGCCCGCCUGUGUGUCAAUGCGGGCGUGUGCGCGCGCACGCGCGUGUACCCUUGGGGCGCGCACAGAUUCCAGGACUCCCCGCUGCAGACCUGCCGUGUGCGUCUGUGUGACCACCAGCGAGCGCAUGCACUAGCCGGCACGCCCGCCGGCGUGUCAGUGCGUCUUUAUGUUUGUGUGCGCUCGUGCCUGUGUAGUCUCGGGGCGCGCACACACACCGGCACGCCCGGCUGCAGGCCUGCUCUGUGUGUGUGUGUGUCUGCGGCGUCUGCACACACUCCCGGCCCGGUGUGUGAGCGUGCGUGUGUGCGCGCCGCGGGGCGCUCCCUAACGCACACCAGGCUGCGGCCCCCCCGCCAGCGCCUCUCGGCCGGGUGCGCGCCCAGCAGUUUCUAUAGGAACCGCGGCAGCGCCCGGGCCCCUCCUGCCGAGCCCCGCGCGAGCAUGCCCAGUGGAGGCCGCUAG